UCUCCUUCCUCUAUAUAAACACACUGAAGAACUAGAAUCUAGGGUUUUCUGGUAUACGCGUUGCCGCUGCGGAGUGUGAGCAGCUUUUUGCGAGGGAGUUUGGACUCGGCGAAUUGAAAUGGUGAAGGGACGCCAAGGAGAGCGAGUCAGGCUUUAUGUACGGGGAACAGUCUUGGGUUAUAAGAGGUCGAAGUCCAACCAAUAUCCCAACACAUCACUGAUCCAGAUUGAGGGCGUCAACACAAAAGAAGAGGUUGCAUGGUAUGCUGGGAAGCGGAUGGCAUACAUCUACAAGGCCAAGGUGAAAAGGGAUGGAUCCCAUUAUCGCUGCAUUUGGGGCAAGGUCACUAGGCCCCAUGGUAACAGCGGUGUAGUGAGAGCCAAGUUCAAAUCCAAUCUGCCUCCAAAGUCAAUGGGAGCUCGAGUGCGGGUUUUCAUGUAUCCCAGCAAUAUCUGAGGUUUGGAUAACAGAAGAAGUGUGUUUUAACCCAUCCGCCCUAUAUGAUUCCUUUCUCUGGCUUCGCGACCACAAUUUUCAGUGCCUGCUUUUGUUUUUGGAGCGUUGUGCUGGAGAUUUAUCUUUGACUUUGGUUAUGAUACUGUUGUUUUUUACUCUUGCAGUUACUCAGGAUAAUUGUAUCUGGCAGAGAGGAUUUUUGUAGUCAAUUAAUCAGGGACUUUUGUAUCAGUCGGUGUUUUCCACCAAUUUGUUCUUCAUUUGGUUGAGUGAUCACCUUUACUUUAAUUUAAAUAAGUUUUUUCAUUUUUCCUUAAUUUAAACAAGUUUUUUUAUAUGAACUCAUCUGUCUUUGAAAUAUUGAGUGGCUUGUAUACAACUUAUUUGUGGGGAUUUUCCAUAAUUUCCACUGGAUUUCCCAAGAUGAAGUUCAUUCUUGAUUUUUUUUA
Molecule: messenger RNA, 906 nt
Organism: Populus trichocarpa (black cottonwood)
Lineage: Eukaryota; Viridiplantae; Streptophyta; Magnoliopsida; Malpighiales; Salicaceae
Product: 60S ribosomal protein L35a-1
Exons: 5
Coding region: 119-457 (112 amino acids)
Biological process (GO): ribosomal large subunit biogenesis; cytoplasmic translation
Cellular component (GO): cytosolic large ribosomal subunit; ribosome
Molecular function (GO): structural constituent of ribosome
Source: RefSeq, a predicted model, not a curated record